Vitis vinifera (wine grape) is the source of this 1336-nucleotide messenger RNA. RefSeq names its product NAC domain-containing protein 30. NCBI's taxonomy places the organism in Eukaryota, Viridiplantae, Streptophyta, Magnoliopsida, Vitales, Vitaceae. Gene Ontology annotation, molecular function: DNA binding. The transcript is spliced from 4 exons. Gene Ontology annotation, biological process: regulation of DNA-templated transcription. The record is from RefSeq and is a predicted model, not a curated record. The coding region runs from base 111 to 1187 and encodes 358 amino acids.
UGCCACCCCCAUCACCACGCGCAAUCAAUUCCCCUUCCUUCUUUCAAUUCUUUCAUUUUCUUCCUUCCAUCUUCUUUGCCUUCUUGCUAGCUUCUUUUACAUUUACAUCUAUGUAUAUAUAUACCUCUUUGCCUCUCUCUCUCUCCUUCACAGCAACUCUCAUCUCCAUCUCCCUUCAUACCAACAACAUUCAACCAUCACCAAAACAAAUUCUCCUCCAUUUUUUUAUCAGGAGAAGUUUUGCAAUGGAGAUGGAAUCAUGCGUCCCUCCUGGCUUCAGGUUUCACCCCACCGAGCAAGAACUUGUGGAUUAUUACCUCAAGAGGAAGAUCAACUCUCUUAAAAUUGAUCUAGAUGUUAUUAUCGAAAUCGAUCUCUACAGGAUGGAGCCAUGGGACAUCCAAGAUAGAUGCAAGCUGGGCUAUGAUGAGCAGAAUGAGUGGUACUUUUUCAGUCACAAAGACAAGAAGUAUCCGACGGGAACCCGGACAAAUAGAGCUACUGCUGCUGGAUUCUGGAAGGCCACAGGUAGAGACAAGGCUGUGAUUUUAAGGAACAGAAUCAUAGGGAUGAGGAAGACCCUGGUGUUCUACAAAGGCCGCGCCCCCAACGGAAGGAAAACUGAUUGGAUUAUGCAUGAGUAUCGACUCCAAACAUCUGAACAUGGACCGCCUCAGGAAGAAGGAUGGGUGGUGUGUCGGGCAUUCAAGAAGCCAACUAGUAGUCACAAGCAAAGUUAUGAAGCUUGGAGUCAUGCUUACUAUGUGAGGGAUAGCAGCCAUGUUGAACCUCCAUCACUCCCAGCUACUCUAAGCCCAAUGCAUAUGGUCCACCCAAAUCAAGGUUUUUACCAACGAUACUUUGGUUCAGAGCAAGAGCUCAUGUACAACCAUGGGAUUAUGAACAAUCAAGCCUUUGAAAUUCCACAGCUCGAUAGCCCCAGUGCCCUUUCCCCAAGUUUGGCAACAAAAGAAGUUUUCGAGCACAAUGGCAUGAACAAUAGCGAAUACUUUGAGGACGAAAACAGCGAUCAUGCUAAGCAGUAUAUCGACUGGAAAAAUUUGGAUGAUUUGCUCGCAUCACAACUGGCUGACACAACAUCAUCAGCCCCAUUAGUCCCCUACAAUUCUGAGCUAGGUGCUCAAAAUCCUGUGAGCCAUCUUCUUGGAUGCUUUCCUGAUUUGUAACCACGUCCUGUAAGAUUAAAAAUUCAUCAUCAUAACGUAGAGUCAUUGUGUACUAGAAUCAGGGUUUUAAGUCCUGUUCAGAAGUUAAAGAUGAGAGUUUCCAUUCUAGACAUGCAAUAGAAAUUAAAGAAUGAAUUGGUGUCAUAAAA